AUGGCGGAUAAUCUUCCUGGCGUAUCAGGACCUUCAGUGCCUCCAGUAGAAAAACAAGUCGAGGGUGGUGAAAGGAUAGAGGGUGUAGGGAUAGAGGAUUCUAAAGGGGGUGAGGAUAGAAAUAUUCCUGAUAAUAUGUGUCUAGAUACUUUCAGCCCAAUCCCUAUCCAAAUUAUUACCAAUAGGCUGGUUUCUGAUCUGAAUAAGCAGGGGAAAAAAACCUUCAUCAGAAAACCAAGACCUAUUGAAGGCUUCUCUGAAGGGAACCUUGUUGCUCCUAGUAUCAACAAAGGGGAAGAUCCGGAGAAAAUCAAGAAGCGAAGGGAGUUUGAGUCUUUAUCGAUGGCAGUCAUGAAGAAUUCUGAAUUUCAAUUAUGGAAAAGGAUUUCCCAAAAUGUCAUAUACAGAGCAUUUGUCGUCAGUACUCUAAAGGAGAAGCUCACAGAUUCAAAGGAUGAAGCAACCCUGUGCUCGGUUGGUUCGUCUUCAAAAUCAUCUGAAUAUCGGCCCAUUAAUAUUUCCGUGAACUUCUAUUCAGAUCCUGAAUGCAAAAUUAAGGUUUCGACGACAGCUUUCUUUCCCCAUCUCAAAGUUGAUGCAGCUAUUGUAUCAUUUAAAUUAAAAAAAAGCGGUGGAUUAUCCGUGUUUUUCCUCCACCAAAAGCUUCUUCUCAAUGUGAAUAACAAUACCAACUUCUUAUCGAAAUUCUUAUUUUGCUUCUGUAUUAAGACUUAA
Messenger RNA from Striga asiatica, 735 nucleotides. The record is from the annotation of a GenBank genome assembly. Lineage: Eukaryota; Viridiplantae; Streptophyta; Magnoliopsida; Lamiales; Orobanchaceae.